This is a messenger RNA of Lottia gigantea (owl limpet), 904 nucleotides long. RefSeq lists its product as hypothetical. The record is from RefSeq and is a predicted model, not a curated record. NCBI's taxonomy places the organism in Eukaryota, Metazoa, Mollusca, Gastropoda, Lottiidae. The transcript is spliced from 4 exons. The coding region runs from base 95 to 460 and encodes 121 amino acids.
AGCUCCUAACUCACAAGUCACUCUAGUACCAACACAAAGAGCCACAGUACCCACUUCUUUGCCAGCAGUAACAUCAACAGGUACUUCUCAGACAAUGGGUUCCACAACUAGUAGUACCCAGUCUUUAUUUUGUGAGGAAUAUACCGAUUCGUCUUUCCCUGAGGGAUUUGGUAUUGGUAUUGUGACAGGUUUAUUACUAGGCAUGAUAUUGGAAUCUGCGGCACUACUUUUAUACUGCUUCAUGAACAAAAGAAAGUUGAAGAGAGAAGGAAACAUUAUAGUAGCUGAUAGUGGAGGAUAUCUCACUCCUCAAAUAUCAUUACCGCCAACUAACACAACACAAGGUCAAAGUUCAAUUGAAAUAAAUCAUUAUGCAUCGCUUGGGAACACGCUGCCACAACCAGCCUCAGUUUAUGAACCGUUAAAACUAUACGAGAAUUACAAUAAAUCGAGAAAAUAGAACUUUUAUCUGAGUGGUUUCUUUUUUUACUUCGACCUGUGCGCCAAUUCUGUUUUGUCCUGUGAAAAUUCAGCAAAUAUUCGUCGGAUAGUAAUUCAUGACCACUAUCAGACCCUAGUAGAUUGUGACUGACUUUUUCAAUUAGUUGAAGAAUUUCAAUUUUGACUAGUUGAAAAAAAAAUUGACUAUGCAAAUAAAUCUAUGUGCUAAUCAGUUAUUAACUAUAUAAUUUUAUGUAUAUUACAUAUAUUAUGCAGAACAUACUUGAAUGUAUUCAGCUAACUGUUCAAUAAGAUGCACUGGUCUACUGGUCUAGAUCCCAGGUCUAAGAUCAUAACUCUAAAUUACUGAAAUAUAGUUAGAUGUAUAUUGCUUUGUUAUUUUUAUGAUGUUAUAUUGUUUAUGUAUUUUAUAGUGAAUAAACUUGAUUUCAAUUCAAAUUUU